GGUAACGUUUUUUAUUAACAUUAAAAAGUAAAUGUGUAUUUACCUUUUUUAUCGUUCCUUUCGUGUGACUAAAGUAGAAUACAAGGCAUACAUUUUUUUCUUUUACGAUGUAAUUUAACGAAUAUUAAGAUCAUGCUGAAAACAUAUUUUAAAAUAAUAUGUUACCACUAAUAUGGUAUCAUAUUAGCAAGAAGAUAGCAAGAAGAUAGUAAGAAGAUAUAUUUUUGGAAAAUGAUCAAUGUCGAAGCUAAAAGUUAAGGUAUACUUCAAAUUUCAUCUCUCGUAGCACUCAUGCGAACUUAUUCAAAGAAACUCGAAUAUGUUUGUUUCUUCAUAUGUACGAACUCGGAACAUCAUUAAGGCAUUGAUAUAAUUUCAUGUAAAAACCAAUGUUUAUAUUUCGAAUGGAGGAGGAUGCAUUGAUAAAGAGUAAACAAAAAUUUAAUGUGAGGAACAUAUAUACGUAAGGAGAAUUGAGUUUAAGAAACAUACGAAUUGUGAUAAUCGGGGAAGAGAGUCUAGACGUUGAUUUUUCAAAAGAGGGGGAAGGAUCUGCAAGUGUUCGGAGAUUACUGAAACAAUAUUUUCGGAGGGAAUUGACUUGUACAUGUAGCUUGAAAGCACACAUUCCUCAUAGUAUUUAGACAAUUGCGGACGAAUCGGUAUAUAACGAGCAGCCGCGAGGGAAGAUCAUCAAUAUUCGAAUUCACAAUCGAAGAUGAACAUCCUAACGAUACUCGCGACAACACUUCUUCUGAGUGGCUUCGCCACGGCAGCAGAAAGCUCAAGCUCAAGCUCCGCGGCAUCUUCGGCUUCAUCAUCAUCCUCAGAGAGUAGAGGACAGUUGUUGCUUCCGUUAGAAAGGAGUUCUACCAGAAGCUUACUGGAUUUGGUGAGCAGUGCUAGGAGCAAUACUGCGAUAACCGCAUCGUCCGCAGCAGCUGCAAAGGCAACUCUUCGAGCGAUUAAAGCUGCGAAUUCCGCUCAAGGAGAAGCUUUGGCACAGGCGACUGCUUCUGCGGCUUCGAAUGCAAAGGCACGCGCAACCGCGGCCGCUGCAGCGCAAGCCACUAACGCAGCCGUUAACGCGCAAGGGAAGGCUUCCGCGCAAGCUAUUGCAACGGCAGAAGCAGCAGAAGCUUUGACUAAAUCGGCACUCCAAGCCCAGUCCGCUGCGAGCAGCUCUAAAUCAGAGGCAGCCCAAGCUUCAACCUCAGCUAAUGCCGGAGCCGGUGCUCUUGCGACUGCUUCUGCUCAGGCCUUAUCCGCGAAGAAGGCAGCCUUAGCCUACGCCUCCGCUGCCGCUGACGCAAGCACCGCAGCGGCCAAGGCUCGUGCCGCAGUUGCUGCUGCAGAAGCAGCCACUCGUACAGCCGUACAAGCCGAAAGAGACUCCACAAACGCAGCCUCUCUCGCAGCUAAAGCCCAAGCUGAAGCCAGAGCUGCUGCAGCCGCUGCUGCAGCAGCGAGACUCGCCGCAUCAGCUGCCGCCGAUGCCAGCGCACAAGCCGAUGCAAGAGUCAGAACCGCUUCUAUUGAAGCUGCCGCCAGCGCUCGUACCAAAGCAUCCAAUGCUCAAGCCACAGCCGAGGCUGCAGCCAUAGCCAGGAGCAGCUCCAGGGACGCACAAGCAAACUGGGUUGACAACAGGUCUUCUGCAUCAUCGUCCAGUGCAUCGGCCAGUGCAUCGGUUAGUGCAUCAGCCAGUGGAGAAGCCGAUUCAGAAGCUGAUUCAGAUGCUAGUGCAUCAGCUCGUUCAGCAGCCGAUUCUAAUGCUGGUUCAUCUUCCGGUUCAGCCGCCGAUUCAGCCGCCGAUACAGCCGCCGGUUCAACCGCCGGUUCAGCUGCCCGUUUAAGUGCCGGUUCUGCAGCCGGUUCAAUAGCACGUUCAGCUGCCGGUUCUACAGCCGGCUCAUCAACUGGUUCAGGAGCCGGUGCAUCAGCUGAAGGUUCCUCCAAUGCCUCCUCCGGUACUUCCGCCGAUGCCUCCUCCGGUGCCUCCUCCGGUGCCUCCACCGGAGCAUCCGCUAGUGCCUCCGCCACUGCUUCUGCCGAUAAUUCCGCCGAUAAUUCUGCCGAAGCUCUUUCUAGCUCCUCCGCCGAGUCUUCGUCGUCCUCCUGGUCUUCUUCCAGCCAGAAUAUCUGGUCCCAGGAUUGGUAGAUCGAAAAAAUGAAAGCUACCAUAUUCACCCAACAAAUCAUUUCGAUGAGAUAUCUACUUUGAAGUAGCUUACCCAGCGAAUUCUUGUACAGAAAUGUCUAAAUAAUGCGGAAUAGUGUCUAAAUUGCUCUCAAAUUGUAAUAAAAAUAAAUUUGAAUCUAGCAUGUAUAUAAUUUUAUCAUCCUCUAUACUCUAUAUGUCUUACUUUCGUUUCGUUAGACGUUUUAUGACAAACGUAUCAAAAUAAUUCAGAGGAUAGAAAAGAAGACACGAUACGAUGGAUCUGCUAUAAUUGCGUUAACAUUGCCAAUUAAUUAUCUCUUUUUUCGGGCAGAAAUUGCCAAUUAAUUAUUUUUUUUUCGGGCAAAAAUUGCUGAUUAAUUAUCUUUUUU
Messenger RNA from Vespa velutina, 2553 nucleotides. RefSeq names its product pneumococcal serine-rich repeat protein-like. Lineage: Eukaryota; Metazoa; Arthropoda; Insecta; Hymenoptera; Vespidae. Bases 719 to 2161 code for a protein of 480 amino acids. The transcript has a single exon. The record is from RefSeq and is a predicted model, not a curated record.